AUGGUGUCUUUCCUCAUUCUCGCAGCACUGGCAGCCGCCGGUACUGCAAGCUUUGAGGGCAACAUUAACUAUGAUAGUCCCUCCUUCAAUCACGCUGUUUUGGGCAUCGACGUGCCAAAGGUCAAAGCUCGACAUCUGGAGAAGCGUGAUUACACAGGAUGGAACACUAGUUCAUUGAACUUUACCCACGGGGUGGCUUCAGGAGACCCCUACCCCGAUUCUGUCAUCCUAUGGACUCGAGUCUCUCCUUUCGUAGAAAAUGAUGCCUCUAAUAUCACUGUCGAAGGAACUGUCCCUCUGUACAGUCACGAAACCGAACGAUACAUCAGAGCUUCCACACGCCCGAUUUGUGUUGACUGGCGUGUCAGCGCCAAUCGAAACAUGUCUGGAGCUGUUGUGACCACCGGCCGUGCCUACACAACCUCAGAUAUUGACUACACUGUCGAAGCAAAGGGCCUCGAGCCAUUUACCAGCUAUUACUAUCAGUUCAAUGUGUGUGGAGCAGGCACGAGCAGUCCUAUUGGUCGCACGAAGACAGCUCCUGCCGAACACGACGAAACGCCUAUCGGGUUGGCAGUCUAUAGUUGCAGUAACUACCCGACUGGUUAUUUCAAUGCUUAUGGCAAUGCUGCAAGAAAGGACAAUGUUGACUAUGUUUUGCAUUUGGGUGACUACAUCUACGAGACUAGAGCUGGUGUGCUAGGACGUGACCCUCGUGCCUCGAAUCCACCACGCAUCAUCUUCACAUUAUAUGACUACCGAACACGUCUUGCCCAAUACCGAACGGAUCUCGAUCUUCUCCUGUCACACCAGCAAUUCCCCUGGAUCCCCGUUUGGGACGACCACGAGAUUGCGAACAACGGAUGGAGAGGCGGAUACAGCGCAAUGAACAACACAGAAGAGUCAUUCGUUCGUGCUGGCGGGAUCAGUGUCGACCAACGCAAAAUGAACGCCGUGCGCGCGUAUUUCGAAUGGAUGCCGAUCCGUCAGGCGUCAUUGGACGACAACCUGCGCAUUUGGCGAAGCUUCAAGAUGGGUAAGCUGUUCGACCUGCUCAUGCUUGACACGCGGCAUUACGAUCGCAGUAUAACAACUUUGGGCUGGAACAAUAACUACAUCUACAAUAUUUCCAACGAAGCGAGCCGCACGCUCAUGGGCUCGAACCAGGAGAACUGGUUCUACAGACAACUCUCUGAGUCCGCUCAGCGUGGGGCCACGUGGCGCAUCAUCGGCAACCAGCUCGUCUUCUCCCGUAUUAACACUACCUCCUGGUUCGGGACUUUUGAGAAUCCUUACAACGGCGAUCAAUGGGAUGGGUACAUGGCUAACCGAAAUAGGACAUACCAACAUCUCUUCGACAAUAACAUCGGCAACAACAUCAUGCUUGCCGGAGACAGUCACGCAAACUGGGUCAGCGACCUCGUCUGGUUUGACGAGUCAGAUUAUGACCCUGCAACCGGUGCCGGUGCCGUUGGUGUCGAGUUUGCGGGAACAGCUGUCUCGUCGACGGGCUUUGGUCGAAAUAUCUCCCAAGCCACCAAUCAGAGUCGUUAUCUGGUAAGAGAUAAUUCUGAAUUGCAAUGGAGUGAAGGCUAUUACCGCGGCUACUUUGAGCUGCAAAUCUCUCGUGAAAAGAUCGAUGCAAGCUAUUUCGGGUGCCCUACCGUAGCAACCCGUAACCCCUUCGAACUCAGCCUUGCCAACUUCACGGUCAUGGCCGGCGCCAACCACCUCCAACGCCCCGUUGCCGGCGGCACCGUUGAAAGCGGGUAUCUCCAAACAGGGGGCGUGAGGCAGACGAAUCUGACUUACAACACCCAAACGGGGCAGUAUCUUUACACGAACUACAGCCAGAUGUGGAUUACGUACCCGCCAGCGACAUGA
Endocarpon pusillum Z07020 is the source of this 1884-nucleotide messenger RNA. RefSeq lists its product as uncharacterized. The record is from RefSeq and is a predicted model, not a curated record. The transcript has 6 exons. Lineage: Eukaryota; Fungi; Ascomycota; Eurotiomycetes; Verrucariales; Verrucariaceae. The coding region runs from base 1 to 1884 and encodes 627 amino acids.